UAUUUCUCUAUUUGAAUAAUUAAUUUCAUUUACUUCACGACGUAAACAGUACCUUGACUUUAUUUCCGUAAAAUGUUUCAUAAACGAAUUUUGCUUAGUUGAAAAGUUUUUAAAAUUGUCUACACUUUAUGUCUUAACCUAUUACAUAAAGAAGAAAUGAGAAUUGGUUGGAUUCAGAGGUUAGUAAACAAAUGGCCUGGAAAAAAGACUUUUGGGAUGUAUAGGUUCUUGCCUAUGUUUUUUGUCCUCGGUGCAGCAUUAGAAUUUUCAAUGAUCAAUUGGAAAGUUGGUGAAGUUAAUUUUUAUACUACUUUUAAACGUCGUCAAGCAAAAGAUAUAAUUGAAGAUAAAAUAAAGAAGUACACCGCAGUUUAA
Molecule: messenger RNA, 375 nt
Organism: Papilio machaon (common yellow swallowtail)
Lineage: Eukaryota; Metazoa; Arthropoda; Insecta; Lepidoptera; Papilionidae
Gene: sloth1
Product: small integral membrane protein 4
Exons: 1
Coding region: 157-375 (72 amino acids)
Source: RefSeq, a predicted model, not a curated record